Molecule: messenger RNA, 765 nt
Organism: Spodoptera exigua (beet armyworm)
Lineage: Eukaryota; Metazoa; Arthropoda; Insecta; Lepidoptera; Noctuidae
Source: the annotation of a GenBank genome assembly
AUGGACGGAAAUCGUCGAUAUGCGAAGAAGAAUAGUGUUGACAACUGUGCUGGACAUUAUAAAGGCUUUGAUAAGUUGUCCGAGACGUUAAAGUGGUGCCUAGAUCUAGGCAUUCCAGAAGUGACUGUGUACGCAUUUAGUAUAGAAAACUUUAAAAGAAGUAAAGAAGAAGUUGAUGGCCUAAUGGAUUUAGCUAGAGACAAGUUUCAAAGAUUAUUGGAUGAAAUUGAACAAAUCAAUGAGUGGGGUGUGCGGAUACAUAUCGCUGGUCGACUGUCUCUAUUACCGGAGGAUUUACAAGCUCUCGUGUCAAAGUCUAUGCUGGCAACAAAGCAUAAUAAUAAGCUUAGGCUUAAUAUUGCUUAUGCCUAUACAGGAAGGGACGAAAUCAGCAGAGCCGCCUCGCACAUUGUAGAUGGAGUGAAGAACAAUGAUUUGUCACCACAAGACAUUGAUGAUGAACUUGUAUCAAGAACCCUAGAGCUAAGGGAAGCUGAGCUUCUUGUUAGGACAUCAGGCGAAGUGAGACUGUCUGACUUCAUGUUAUGGCAGGUUUCUGAUACUGUGUUAUACUUUACGGAAGUUUUAUGGCCAGAGUUCAGUAUUUGGAAUCUUUUAGCUGCCAUUAUACACUUCCAAAGAUAUGCUCCACCACCUAAAGAGCCAGAAAACAUCAGCGAUACAAAGAAACAGUUCCUAGAAAAAUUGGAAAGCCAAAGAUGGCAGCAUAUUGAAAAAAUAGUCAAUUAUCCAUUGUAUGCAUAG